Messenger RNA from Penicillium atrosanguineum, 1485 nucleotides. Its product is annotated as FAD-binding oxidoreductase. Gene Ontology annotation, molecular function: FAD binding. NCBI's taxonomy places the organism in Eukaryota, Fungi, Ascomycota, Eurotiomycetes, Eurotiales, Aspergillaceae. The record is from RefSeq and is a predicted model, not a curated record. The coding region runs from base 1 to 1485 and encodes 494 amino acids. The transcript is spliced from 5 exons.
AUGCGUGUAGCUUCCUUUACAUUGCCUUUGGCAAGCGCCAUUGCCACGGUCGCGGCCAGGUCUAUUGGCGCGGGGUGUCAGGCGUUGAAGCAGCCCCUUGGAGACGCGGUGUUCUCCCGAGGCACCACUGUCUAUAACUACGAGUCCAGUAACUUCUGGUCAAACACUGAGAUUCUGUCUCCUGGGUGUGUGUUCCGUCCUCAGUCCGCUAGCCAAUUGGCCGAGGGGUUGGAGGCGCUUGUUGGUGCCAAUGCCGAGUUUGCUGUUCGUGGUGGCGGACACAUGGGCAUCCGAGGUUCCAACAACAUUAACGGAGGCGUGCUGGUCGUUAUGUCGAACUUGACCACCAUGGAACUGAACGAAGACAAGUCUAUUCUCUCGGUUGGUCCUGCUUACCGAUGGGCCGAUGUCUAUGCCUUCCUUGGCAAGUCUAAUCUGACGGCGGCAGGUGGUCGCCUUGGUCCUGUUGGUGUCCCCGGCCUUCUUCUUGCUGGUGGUGUCAACUUUUAUGGUAACCAGGUUGGCUUUGCCGCCGACACCGUCAUCAAUUACGAGGUCGUCCUUGGCGACGGUUCGAUCGUUGAGGCCAACAAGACUUCGAACUCCGAUCUCUUUUGGGCCUUGAAGGGUGGCAGCAGCAAUUUUGGUCUCGUCACUCGCUUUGACCUGCAGACCAUUAGAUCCUCCAAGGUUUGGGCUGGAACAUGGACCGUCGCGGCUGAAUAUAUCGACCGCUUCCUUGCUGCUACGGCUGAAUUUGCGUCCGACAUUUAUGACCCUAAGACUCACGUUGUUCCUGCCCUGGUGCCCGGUGACUCGACUCUGGCUUCGGUAAUCCUCUUCUACGACAGCGAGACCGAGAAUUACCCGGAGAUCCUCAAACCGUUCACCGACAUCCCCGCUAUCAGCAACACCAUGGGCUUCAAGACCGUGGCCGAGUUUGCAGCUGAGACUGGUGAGAUGGUUGUUGAUGGUAUCAACGAUGUCUUCGUCGCCGGAACCGUCAAGGGCACCACCUACAAGGAGCUCCACCAAGGAAUCAGUAUUAUCAACACCACCUUCUUCAACCAGCUGCCCAAGCUGUAUAAGCAGAUCCCCUCCGCCAACAUCUCGACGAUCCAGCUGGACUGGCAACCCAUCGGGGCUGACUGGAUGAAAGCCUCUGAGCAAGCAGGUGGUAAUGCUUUGGGUCUGAACUCCUCGAAGGUGUACCUCUGCUACGCCGAGGUCGUCGAGUGGAUCGGUUCUGCCUACGACGGCAUCGUUGCUGAUUGGAUUGAGGAGACCACUUACGCGAUCAACAACGCGACUCUGAAGGCCGGCCUCUAUGACAAGUUCAACUACAUGGGUGACUCGGCUGGCUUUCAAUCUAUCUUCCCCGGCUACGGCGAGAAGAAUCACCAGAAGUUGAUCUCUAUUGCUCAGAAGUACGACCCUCAUGGUGUCUUCCAGACCUUGAUGCCCGGUGGCUUUAAGGUUUAUUAA